AUGAUGAGACGCAAAAUGAAGCAUUGGACAUUGCUGUCUUUGCUGUGGAGUCAUUAUUGGGAGACUUUGUUUUUCGAUGACCGACUGUUCCUAGCACCCCUCAGUCGUAGCCCACAAAAAGUUCUUGAUGUCGGAACUGGCACGGGCAUCUGGGCCAUCGAUUUUGCCGACGAAUUCCCAUCUGCUGAGGUCAUUGGUGUAGAUAUUUCACCCAUCCAGCCCCCGUGGGUUCCUCCGAACUGCAAGUUCUACUUUGAUGACGUUGUUGAGCAGCCAUGGACGUGGUCCAAGGACUUUGACCUCAUCCACAUUCGCCAUCUCGAAGCAAGCAUCGAGAACUGGCCGGCGCUGUAUAAGCAAGCUUUCGACCAUCUGGUUCCUGGAGGCUUUAUUGAGGUCAAGGAAUUCGAUAUCACAACACGAUCUCAGUUUUUUGGUGAUUGUAUUCCCGAAGAUCACAUUUUUCAUCAAUGGGCCAAAGUCAUGUUUGAGGCGACUGAUAAGCUUGGUAAGACGCUGGCCCAAACCCAGAAUCACAGCAUUGCCAGAGCUCUUGACGCAAUUGGCUACGUUGACAUAGUGGAAAAGAGAUUCUCUAUUCCCAUUGGUGCUUGGCCUAAGGAUCCGAAGCUGAAGGAAGUUGGGCAGUGCAACUUGCUCUAUAAUGACCAGUCACUUGAGGGAUUUGCUCUAUUCUUGCUCAAGGAGGUCCUGGGAUGGGCGUAUCCCAGGAUCGUCGUCUUUGUAGCUGAGAUGCGUCAAGCUCUUAGAGACCCCAGUCUGCAGGCCUUCUUCCACCUUCAUCUUGUCUACGCACGUAGACCUGAUGAGGUGGAACAAAUACAGACUGAACUAGAGGAAAUGGAUUGGACGAAGGUUGAGAAUCUGGUUUCAUUGCGAAAGACCUACGAUGAAAGAUCGUAA
Messenger RNA from Colletotrichum lupini, 924 nucleotides. Its product is annotated as UMTA. Lineage: Eukaryota; Fungi; Ascomycota; Sordariomycetes; Glomerellales; Glomerellaceae. Gene Ontology annotation, molecular function: methyltransferase activity. The record is from RefSeq and is a predicted model, not a curated record. The transcript is spliced from 5 exons. The coding region runs from base 1 to 924 and encodes 307 amino acids.